UUAAAAAAAAUUAAUUUUCCCCCUUCGCAGAGAACAAAUGUGGCAAUUUCACAUUAGAAGACCCGGCAUAAUGAAUUUACAAAUAAUUCCUUUUGGGAAGGGAAAUUGUGAAUUUACACGAGACAGGCGCUUAAUUUGUAAAUGUAUGCAUGGCCCAACAGAAUGUGAUUUAAAUAGACUACAAAAUUGUGCAAUUUCUUAUUUCCCCAAAAGACAUAUUGGUCUAGUUAUUUGUAUCCAAGGAUUGAAAAAUUUGGAGGAAGCUUACCAACGUUGCCUUUCUCGUCUAUCUCCCCGCACCCAGUUUAGACUGAAACAGUGUGCGCAAACACAAACGGGAGAGGUUUUAAAUUAUUAUUCUAUGUUGAAUACACAUAGGUAA
Molecule: messenger RNA, 382 nt
Organism: Meloidogyne enterolobii
Lineage: Eukaryota; Metazoa; Nematoda; Chromadorea; Rhabditida; Meloidogynidae
Source: the annotation of a GenBank genome assembly